CGCCGCGCUGAGCGUAAUGAACGCUCUUUAGUAACUCGUCGUAUAUUCGCAGAAAGACAACAUGGGAAUGGCGAGCGAGGAUCUGCUGGUGACACUCCAGAUACUGCCCGGGUUCUUCUCCAACUGUCUGUUUCUCGCCCUGUACGACUCCGUGGUGCUGCUGAAGCGCGCCGUGUCGCUGCUCAGCUGCUCCAGGUCCGCUGGCUGCGGAGAGUGGCGCCGCAUGCUGACCUCGGAGGGGCUCCGCUCCAUCUGGAACAGCUUCCUCCUGGACGCAUACAAGCAGGUCAAACUUGGCUGUGAGGCGCCCAACUCUAAGGUGGUGAAGGUACCUGAUGGCCCUCGAUGGAGCAGCACUAUCAGUAACAUGACUAAUGUCCCGUGUGGUGCCAAGAUCCAAAAUGGGGAUGAGUGCCGCCUUCUGGAUUUGGAGUCAUCAGACCGCCCUCUGGUGGUCAACUUUGGCUCCGCCACCUGACCCCCAUUCAUCAGCCACCUGCCAGCUUUCCGGCAGUUGGUGGAGGACUUCAGUGAUGUGGCUGAUUUCGUGCUAGUGUACAUUGAUGAGGCUCACCCGUCUGACGGCUGGGUGGCUCCUCCUAUGGGUUCUUGCUCUUUCAGUUUCCGGAAACACCAGAACCUGGAGGAGAGGAUGGGAGCGGCGCGCAAACUGAUUGAGCACUUUUCUCUGCCGCCACAGUGUCAGCUCGUGGCCGACUGCAUGGACAACAAUGCUAAUGUGGCUUAUGGUGUGUCCAAUGAACGGGUGUGUAUAGUACAACAAAAAAAGAUUGCCUACCUGGGUGGCAAGGGGCCAUUUUUUUACAAUCUUAAGGAUGUGCGGCAGUGGCUGGAACAGAGCUACGGUAGACGGUAGGAGGAAUUGAGGACGAGUACAGAGGAGGACAUGUGCCUUUUAGUAGUCUGUAAAUGAGAGAUGAUUUGGUUCUGUAUGAGCAUAAGAAGGGGAAUUCAAAGGUAGCUAUCAUGAGUUAUCUUUCAGAACUGCAAAGCAACAUCUUUUACUUUUAAAAAUUUCACACACAACUUCAUAUACACUGAGACAAGCAUAUGUGCUUCAUCUGUAUUUGCGCCUGUUUUUGCUGCUAAAGUCAUGCUUUGCAUGAUUUACAAAUUAAACAAAAAAUCACAAGGGUCUAUUUUCAAAAAUAGGUUACAAAUUUGAAAGUUUCUAAUUAUAUUAUGGAGAUUUUAAUAUUAGAUUUUAUUUUUUUUUUUACACUGUGGCCAUAUCCAUAACUUCAUGUCUGAUCUUAUUCACCCCUGUGUCCUCUUUGGAUGAAUGUUCAUUCUUAUCUGAGUGCUUUUGAAAUAUGUCCAUGUUUACAUGAUUGAGUCAAAGUAGAUUUAUUGUGGCUUUUUGACACUGAUCGAUGAAAAAAGAUCAUUUAAAAUAUAAAGUUAAACAGAUCUUACCAGUGUCAUCUAGGCACUGGUUAUGUUGGUCCCCUCCCAGUCAGUGUUUGUUGGGUGCACCUUUGCUAUCAGUUCCAGCCUUGAGUGUGUGUGGAUAGAUCUCGGCAUGUUGUGCUUCAUGUAUCUGGCGACUACUGUUUUUUUUUUUUUGCUGUUCUCCUGUAAAGCUGCUCAUGCUCUGUCAGGUUGUAUGGAGACAGUCCAGCCACAGACUGGACUGAGACUGGGUCUUUGAUUCAGCCAGGACUUUGGUAUGGUUGCUUUUAAGCUAUUCUGGCGUGGCUUCGACUACAUGCUUGAGCGUAUUGUCUGGUUAAAAAAACAAAUCUUCUCCCACGUGGCAGGUAUCUUGCAUCAGGUUUUCCUCCAGGAUUUCUUUGUCUUUUGAUGCAUUCACAUCACCUGCUGCACAGAGACAUCCCCUGGGGUUGCUUCCCCUUGGGUUGCUUCGUGCUGGAAGUUCUAUUUUUAUGAUAUGCAUUGUUUGGCUUACAGCAGACGUGGUAUUUAGCCUCUCAGUUUCAGUCUUCUCACACCAUGAAACAUUCUUCCAGCUGACCUCAUAGUUUCCCAUCUUUCUGUCCAACUGUAGCCCAGAUGUCAUGUGAGCUUUCUAGAAGCUUUGUCUUUGACAUCCAGGUGCAGCCCAACCUCCCUCACUUGUCUUCUAGCCGUAAAAAUCCAUAAGCACUGUAUUUCUUAAACUUUUCAUGGAUUUGCUUAUUAGCGGUGCUAUUGUCAGGUAUGGAAGUUCUGACCUGUAUUUCUGUGUUGUGAAGGAAUAGGGAAAAAAAGGCCUUAGAUUGGUUAAAGAUUGGGUAAUCCAUGUUUGCCUUGCCGUGUGUUAUUUUCCUGCAAGCUUUUGUAAUGCGUUGACAUGAUCAAUCCAGACAUGUGCAGGGUGUAUUUAUCUAUUAUUGUGGCUUGCAUAUGUUGAGUUGUGUGCUGAUGUUUAUUGAUUGUGUGUGGAUGUAGUGUGGAUUCAGGGCUGUGCAGUGUUUGCUAAAGGAAGACCUUUAUGUUAGCUACAAAUACAGGAUUUCAGAAUACAACAGAAGUGCUAACUCGCUGUCCACGGUUCCUCAAAAAGUUGGUCCUACAACUGACUAACGAGGUGGUCUCCAUCUUAAUAACUGUUUGAUUGCUUCAAUCAGUUGGCUGCACUACAGCUAUGUAGAGCAGUUAUAAACUCCAUUCAAGAAAAAAGUACUUUAUAAAAAGAAGUAUUCAUUCAACUCAUUCAAAUAACAAUGAUUCAGAGUAAUGAAAGCAGCUAUUGGGG
Stegastes partitus (bicolor damselfish) is the source of this 2719-nucleotide messenger RNA. Its product is annotated as type II iodothyronine deiodinase-like. Lineage: Eukaryota; Metazoa; Chordata; Actinopteri; Pomacentridae. Gene Ontology annotation, molecular function: thyroxine 5'-deiodinase activity. Gene Ontology annotation, biological process: thyroid hormone metabolic process. The record is from RefSeq and is a predicted model, not a curated record. The transcript has 2 exons.